GUCCAGUUCCUCCAUGCAGUCUGCGCUCCAAGCCCGCCAAUCUUGCAACGACUUUUUCCCGCGCCCUCCCUCCCCUCCCCGCGCCUUCUUCUCGCCGGACACGCGCACGCCACGGCACGGAGAAGUGCACCCGCCGUGGAAUAUGAAUCUCGCCCCGGACUGUCCGCCGCACUCGGCACGGGAGCGUCGUCCGCCCUCUUCCUCUACCUCUUUGCAUGUCUUUCCCGCCCCCUUUUCCCGCCACGGAUGUCUCUCAACACUUUCUGAGGGACGCGCGUCAGGAAAAAUGAGGAUUAAUAUUUUCUUCUGGCACUUUCUGGGCUGCUGCUCCGUCUUCUGGGGCUCGGCGGCGGGAGCCUUCCCCAGCUCGGUGCAGAUCGGCGGGUUGUUCAUCAGGAAUACUGAUCAGGAGUACACGGCCUUUCGACUGGCCAUCUUCCUCCACAACACCAGCCCCAAUGCCACGGAAGCCCCCUUCAACCUGGUGCCGCACGUGGACAACAUCGAGACGGCCAACAGCUUCGCCGUCACCAACGCGUUCUGCUCUCAGUAUUCCAGGGGAGUCUUCGCCAUCUUCGGCCUUUACGACAAGCGCUCGGUCAACACGCUGACGUCCUUCUGCGGGGCGCUGCACAUCAGCCUGGUGACCCCCAGUUUCCCCACGGAGGGCGAGGCUCAGUUCACGCUGCAGCUGCGGCCGUCCAUCAGGGGCGCUCUGCUGUCGCUGCUGGAUCACUACGACUGGAGUCGCUUCGUCUUCCUCUACGACACAGACCGAGGUUACGCAAUCCUGCAGGCAAUCAUGGAGAGAGCCGGGCAAAACGGCUGGCAGGUGAGCGCAAUCUGCGUGGAGAGUUUCAACGAAGCCGGGUAUCGGCGACUCCUGGAAGACCUGGAUCGACGUCAGGAGAGGAAGUUUGUGAUCGACCUGGAACUGGAGCGGCUGCAGAGCAUGCUGGAGCAGGCCGUCAGCGUGGGAAAACACGUCAAAGGCUACCAUUACAUCGUCGCAAACCUGGGAUUCAAGGACAUUUCUCUGGAGAGGUUCAUGCACGGCGGGGCCAACGUGACCGGUUUCCAGCUGGUGGACUUCAGCAAGCCCAUCGUCAUCAAACUGAUGCAGCGUUGGAACAAACUGGAUCAGAGAGAAUAUCCUGGAUCAGAAAGUCCACCCAAGUACACCUCCUCUCUCACAUACGACGGCGUGUUAGUGAUGGCCGAGGCCUUCCGCACUCUCCGACGUCAGAAAGUCGACAUCAGCCGCCGCGGCAACGCCGGCGACUGCUUGGCCAACCCCGCCGCUCCCUGGAACCAAGGAAUAGACAUGGAGCGAGCGCUCAAACAGGUGCGCAUUCAGGGCCUGACCGGCAACAUCCAGUUUGACCACUUUGGCCGGAGAGUCAACUACACCAUGGACGUCUUUGAACUGAAGAGCAAUGGACCCCGCAAGAUCGGCUACUGGAACGACAUCGACAAGCUGGUGCUGGUGCAGAACGAGAACGCCUUGUCCAACGACAGCUCAGCCAUGGAGAACCGGACUGUGAUCGUGACCACCAUCAUGGAGGGUCCCUACGUGAUGCUGAAGAAGAACUGGGAGAUGUACGAAGGCAACGAGCAGUUCGAGGGUUACUGCGUGGACUUGGCCUCGGAGAUCGCCAAACACAUCGGAAUCAAAUACAAGAUCUCCAUCGUGCCCGACGGGAAAUACGGAGCCAGGGACCCCGAGACUAAGAUCUGGAACGGCAUGGUGGGGGAGCUGGUUUAUGGGAAAGCGGAGAUCGCGGUGGCCCCGCUCACCAUCACUCUGGUCAGGGAGGAGGUGAUCGACUUCUCCAAGCCCUUCAUGUCUCUGGGGAUCUCCAUCAUGAUUAAGAAGCCUCAGAAGUCCAAACCGGGCGUCUUCUCCUUCCUGGACCCGCUGGCCUACGAGAUCUGGAUGUGCAUCGUCUUCGCUUACAUCGGCGUCAGCGUGGUUCUCUUUCUGGUGAGUCGCUUCAGUCCAUACGAGUGGCACGCUGAGGAACCGGAGGAGGGAACCACGGAGCUGGGACCUGCAGACCAACCUCCCAACGAGUUUGGCAUCUUCAACUCGCUCUGGUUCUCACUGGGAGCCUUCAUGCAACAAGGCUGCGACAUCUCACCACGGUCUCUGUCGGGGCGCAUAGUGGGCGGCGUGUGGUGGUUCUUUACCCUGAUCAUCAUCUCGUCUUACACAGCCAACCUGGCCGCCUUCCUCACCGUGGAGAGGAUGGUCUCCCCCAUCGAGAGUGCGGAGGACUUGGCCAAGCAGACGGAGAUCGCCUACGGGACGCUGGACUCGGGGUCCACCAAGGAGUUCUUCAGGCGCUCCAAAAUCGCGGUGUACGAGAAGAUGUGGUCCUACAUGAAGUCGGCCGAGCCCACCGUCUUCACCAAGACCACGGCGGAGGGUGUGGCCCGGGUGCGCAAGUCCAAGGGGAAGUACGCCUUCCUCCUGGAGUCCACCAUGAACGAGUACACGGAGCAGCGCAAGCCCUGCGACACCAUGAAAGUGGGCGGGAACCUGGACUCCAAAGGAUACGGGAUCGCCACACCCAAAGGCUCCCAGUUAAGAACCCCGGUAAACCUUGCCGUUUUGAAACUGAGCGAAGCAGGCGUCUUAGACAAACUGAAAAACAAAUGGUGGUAUGACAAGGGCGAGUGUGGACCCAAGGACUCUGGAAGUAAGGACAAGUCGUCCCAGGCCCUGAGCCUGUCCAACGUGGCCGGGGUCUUCUACAUCCUGGUGGGCGGCCUGGGCCUGGCCAUGCUGGUGGCGCUGGUGGAGUUCUGCUACAAGUCGCGGGCCGAGGCCAAGCGCAUGAAGCUGUCGUUCUCUGAAGCCAUGCGGAACAAGGCCCGUCUUUCCAUCACAGGAAGCGUGGGGGAGAACGGCCGUGUUCUGACGCCGGACUGCCCCAAAGCAGUGCACACAGGCCACGCCUCCCUCCGCCGCCCCGGCCUUGCAGUGGUCUCUUCCGGACUGCCCUAAAAACCAAAAAAAAACACAACCCGCCGUGCCUUAGUGACACACAAACAUGCAGACUCUCGCACUGGAGGAUCACUCGCAUAUCCGAGACUCAUCCUUUUCUUCUUGCCUCAUUUAUUUUACUUGAGAAAGUGAAAUACGUCACGGACUGAACAACCUUGUUUUUCCUUUUUCCAGUUCUGGAGGAUCCAGAGCCACCACGUAUCAAAACUCUGAGCUUAAUCGUCCCAAUCGGACAGUCUCGGCCAGUAAAACCACACCCCUCAACGACGCCUUACAAAGACUAAAACUUUCUGUUCAUCCAGGCCUGCGAAAGACUCGCGACCAGGCUCGUCGUCCACUUAGAAGACCAGAAAACUGUAAGCUUGAACUCUCGGACUGUGCAAACUUUGCCAUGGACUCCUCAAAAUGAAGGACAACGAUUUCUUACUCUUCACGUAGGACGAUUCUCUGGCUCAAAGCAGCUCCGACCUAGCGUAAGUCCAGUAUGUGGCCGACGCGGGCCACAGAAUCCACAAGGGGUUUGGGUCGGAAACAAAUCUGUAGUCUUUCGUCAAUAGCUUCAUGAUCUAGGAUUGCUAAUUAGGUGAGUAUCACUAUUUGCUGCAAGAGUUCCGCUGUAUGUACAAAGACGAUACGGAAAGGAAAGGGAAGACAUCAAUCGAGUCCUCAGUACUCAUGGAAGUUUGGAAAUAACCAAAGCCCCCAGGUAGUUGACCUCGGUCUCUUCAGACAAACAAGCCGUUUUAGACUUCAGUCUCCCAGGGCACACUCACAUUAGACUUUUUUGCACUUCAAAAAAGUCCAGUUUGUUUUGACUGGUACUCCAAUCUGUAUUGAAGACCGGUAUCAGUCCCAGCGUACCGGACUCACACCCACCAGUAGUGAAUGAUAAUCACCACCUCGCCCCGCGUGGUAGGAAGGGAUGGCACACUGUACAUACCUGUGCUGACGGAUGUGUGAGUGUGCCCUCCGUCAGCUCUAGUCCGGAGUCAUAGAACCUGAUCAGUCUCGUCACAGGCGACAUUUUCAGACUGUGGCGUAGUGGCUACUGUACUUUGGAGCGGGGAAAAGCUGUGUCAGUUCAGGGGUCUACCGUCUAUCGAGGUGACUUCCAAUGGGGACUCUACGUAGAAGUCUGCCACAGUCCUAGGAUUUCGUAGAAAUGUCCCCAUGCCUUCAGAACAGUACCAAAAACUGUGCAGUGUUUUGUUUGGUUUUAUGUGCGGACUCUGUUUCUCCGUUCUUUCAGCAUUUCUCGCUUUUAGGGGCCAGCAUUGAGUAAACGGUCAUUCUGGUCAGAACCAAUCCGCGGGAACUGGUACCGUCUUUGUCUUUACUGAAAGGCCUACUGAAAGCCACUACUAGCGACCACGCAGUCUGAUAGUUUAUAUAUCAAUGAUGAAAUAUUAACAUUGCAACACAUGCCAAUACGGCCCGGUUAGGUUACUAAAUUGCAAUUUAAAAUUUAGUUCCAGCAUCGUUCCCAGCUAUAAGUCGUCGGUUUUCAUCGCAAAAAUCCACAGUAUUCUGUACGAUCGUGUUCCUGAAUCUUUUGCAAUUUGUCCAAUGAAUAAUGGAGACAUCAAAGAAGAAAGCUGUAGGUGGGAAGCGGCGUAUUGCGGCCGCCUUUAGCAACACAAACACAGCCGGUGUUUACAUUCGCAAAAGAUGACGGUGAAGCUAUACUACGGAACAGAGCAGUCAAGCAAACACGGUCGGAUUGGACCACACACACAAAAUACAGUGUAUUAUGCAGCGAUCAUUUCGAAAGAUCGUGUUUCGAAGAGGGUCCCUUGCGAAGGGUAAAGAUGGGCAUCGCCACCACCCGUCGACUGGUGCUGGAGAAAGGUGCGGGGCCGACUUUCAGGUUGUACAGGUACGACCAUAUAAUCUCACUAAAACACUAGUAACACAAUAAGCAGAUAAGGGAUUUUCCAGAAUUUGUUCAAUGAAUAAUGGAGACAUCAAAGAAGAAAGCUGUAGGAGGGAAGCGGCGUAUUGCGGCCGCCUUUAGCAACACAAACACAGCCGGUGUUUACAUUCGCAAAAGAUGACGGUGAAGCUAUACUACGGAAAAGAGCAGUCAAGCAAACACGGUUGGAUUGGACCACACACACACACAAAAUACAGUGUAUUAUACAGCAAUCAUUUCGAAAGAUCGUGUUUCGAAGAGGGUCCCUUGCGAAGGGCAAAGAUGGGCAUCGCCACCACCCGUCGACUGGUGCUGGAGAAAGGUGCGGGGCCGACUUUCAGGUUGUACAGGUACGACCAUAUAAUCUCACUAAAACACUAGUAACACAAUAAACAGAUAAGGGAUUUUCCAGAAUUUGUUCAAUGAAUAAUGGAGACAUCAAAGAAGAGAGCUGUAGGUGGGAAGCGGCGUAUUGCAGCCGCCUUUAGCAACACAAACACAGCCGGUGCUUACAUUCGCAAAAGAUGACGGUGAAGCUAUACUACGGAACAGAGCAGUCAAGCAAACACGGUUGGAUUGGACCACACACACACAAAGUACAGUGUAUUAUGCAGCGAUCAUUUCUAAAGAUUGUGUUUCGAAGAGGGUCCCUUGCGAAGGGCAAAGAUGGGCAUCGCCACCACCCGUCGACUGGUGCUGAAGAAAGGUGCGGGGCCGACUUUCAGGUUGUACAGGUACGACCAUAUAAUCUCAUUAAAACACUGGUAACACAAUAAGCAGAUAAGGGAUUUUCCAGAAUUAUCCUAGUAAAUUUGUCUAAUAACGUCUGAAUCGUUCCCAAUGUAUAGUCGUUUUUUUUUCUAGUCCUUCAC
This is a messenger RNA of Nerophis ophidion (straightnose pipefish), 5794 nucleotides long. It is a transcript of the gene gria4a, whose product is annotated as glutamate receptor, ionotropic, AMPA 4a. The coding region runs from base 14 to 3010 and encodes 998 amino acids. Lineage: Eukaryota; Metazoa; Chordata; Actinopteri; Syngnathiformes; Syngnathidae. The transcript has 18 exons. The record is from RefSeq and is a predicted model, not a curated record. Gene Ontology annotation, molecular function: transmitter-gated monoatomic ion channel activity involved in regulation of postsynaptic membrane potential; AMPA glutamate receptor activity. Gene Ontology annotation, biological process: modulation of chemical synaptic transmission; synaptic transmission, glutamatergic; monoatomic ion transport. Gene Ontology annotation, cellular component: dendritic spine; AMPA glutamate receptor complex; plasma membrane.